Molecule: messenger RNA, 2589 nt
Organism: Cyclocybe aegerita
Lineage: Eukaryota; Fungi; Basidiomycota; Agaricomycetes; Agaricales; Hemipholiotaceae
Source: the annotation of a GenBank genome assembly
AUGAACGUGAACAUGCACCCAUCUCCUCCAGGCCCUCUGUCAUACCAAGGCGGUCACAGCGGCUUUCAGGGCCCACGACCUGAAAGACAUGGGCCGUCAAAUCUAUCAAACUUGGGGCAAGGCGGGCAUUACCCCCAGCAUCAAACCUUUCACGGCUACCCCACGUUGCCUGCCGGCAAUGGGACAUUGGAAGCUCAGAAACAGAACCGAAUACCGUCGUCGGUCGAGGCUGCUGGAAUUCGGGAAAAUCAGCACUAUCAGGCCGUUGUACGUCCCCCACCGGCACCGAACUACCAUGUUGGCGGUCAAAACCAACCACCAGCGCGCUCGUCGACUCUUCCUGACCCACUGCACUUCCAAUACAUGAGCAACCGAUCUGCUGCAGUAGCUUCGACCUCUUCGCACCCUAGGCUCGCCGUAAACACACAGGCUGUACGCCAUUCAAGUAACCCUUACCCACAAUUUACAACGGGAGCAGAGAGUCCAAGCUAUCGUCGACAUUCUGAGACGGAUGUUUCAUCUGGAACAACUCCUCAUCGUGCCCACCCGCCAUCCCAUCCUCUACCUGUUAGCCUUACAGCACCUACCCAUCGACCCCCUUCCAACCCAGUUCCGCCACCACCGCCCCGAGAAGGGGCCCCUCCCACUGCACACUCUCAUCCGUCAUCUUCUGUCCCUCCUCCAAACCCCUCAAACCCGCCGAAACCCAGCGAUCCCCUCCUAUACCCCUCCGAUCCGUUCGUAGCCACCUCUUGUGAAGCCGCACUGAACCCUGUACGCGCGGGCAUCGAGUCCGUCUGGAACCUCACCGUCAAGAAUGUCCGCGACGCGAUGAACAAAAUGAACCAGGACUAUGUCAAGCUCACGACUGCCGAGCGCACGAAGAAUACGCACCUCAUGCAUGCGCUCGCGGAGACUGAGGCUAAGCUCACUGCGGCACUCGAGGAGAACAAGACCCUGAGGCAGGAGAAGCAGGAGUUUGUGCAGAAUUUGAACAGGGCGAAAAGUAUCAUGGGCGGGUACAAGGAAGAACUGGCGCGUCUCAGGGCGGAGAAGGAGAAGUUGGAGGUGGAGUACAGGGUGUUGGCUGGGCUGCAGAAGGAGAAGGCAAUGCCGAUGAUGGGACCCAGGGAUGGUCAAGAAAGGACGGAUGCCAUGAAUUACAUGAAUUCGGUCGUUAGUGCCGUCAGCGAGCAGGUCGCUCGUCAGAUGGAGGAGAAGAUGACGGCGGUCCUCAAUGAGGUCCAGGAGCAGCAGACUCUUAGACUUCAGGCGGAACAGAAGGUUGCAGAGGCGUUCAGGCAACUCGAACAAGCCGGAGGACUUCCAGAGCGCCCAUUGUCAGUCAUAAGUCGACCGGAAUCCAUCUCAAUCCCUGAAUCUCAUAGCACGUCCCGGAUGAGCACUCCUGUUCAAGAGCCCCCCAGGUUCGCUUUCAGCCCCGUGCAAGAUCGACGGUCUCAACACAUGCCCUCUUUAUCAUCACCACACAUCCUCUCUGGUGCUCCUUCUCUCAAACGACUGUCGUCGUCUUCAUGUUCGUCAGUUACCCACGUCGACUCGAUCCGCUCUCCAACGGUCCCGAAACAUCAACCUGCUCCAGAUUCGGACGACGUUGUUGACCUCACGAGCCCGGAGCCAAUGAAUACGGAUGAUGACACAAACCAUCCACCAACGGACGCCUUCGUUUCAUCACCCACAGACGAGAAGCUCCCACUCUCCUCUCCAGUGCCCCCUUCUUCUUCGCCUAUCCGGGUAUCUACUGCUAAGAAGCGUUCAAGAGCGCAGUACGAGGAAGAAGACGAACCAACAGAUCAGCAGGAGUGCAUGGCGAGAGAGGCACCUCCUGCAGUCAAGAUCAAGUCUGAGAGACUUCCUGAGGUCUUUGCUUCUUCAGCCUCGUCGUCGUCGUCGACAGUACGUGUUGGUGGUUCAAGCGAAAGGGAAAGCGUGACAGUAAGCUCGGCUUCUCCGCCGAGGACGAGCACGGAGAAGGAGGUGGGCGAAGUCCUGGUGAAGUCCGAACCAGCCGAUGAAAAGCAAGAAUAUGAGGAAGGCGAAGUCGUCGAUGAAGACGUCGAGCCCGAACACGAACUUGGACCCGAGACUCAGCCCGAGACGGUCAAGGCCCCUGUUCACUCUACCGCUAACGCCGUGCAGCCAGCGAUAGAGGAGGUACGGAGACCACACUACCAGGAACGCCUGUCCCCGAAGCCAGACAAAGUAGACAAAUCCCAAUCGCCGCCGCCGCAACAGCAACAGCCUCCACAACCGCCUCCUUCGCACCAACCGCCAGCGCCCCGAGCGAUGAAGCUGGGCAUCAGCCAUAUCGAUCUGCUGUAUAGGACAGAUAACAAGUCGAUGACUUGUCGGAUGUGCAUCACCCGAAGACGAGAAGUUGCAUCCUCGUCUGAACGCCGAACUAGCCCAGGAAAGAUGGGCUUGAAGAUCUUCCCAACUACCGCGUCAUGGAGCGAGCUUAUCACUCAUUGUCAGACCGAGCACCCGAAGGCAUGCCAAGAUCUUGAGAGACUCGCUCCAGGACAGAUCGCGGAGAUGAAGCAGCGAAUGAAGGCUGGCCGUGCUUGA